AUGGUUAAGUUUGCCGUUGAGACGCAGGGGGUUCUGGGAAGGCUGGGAAAAAUCGAGAAAUGGGGAAACGUUUCUCUCAACCACUCAACUCCAUCUUGCAUGAUUUAUCUGAGAGGAGGUCACAUCCCUCACCUCACUUGGGAUGUUGCUGAGAAACAGUUGAAGUUAGAGCAAGAUCCUAUUUAUCAAAUGACUUUGCCAAGUUUAGUAGAAAGCACUUCAAUUAUUGAUAAGUUUGGUAAAGGUGUUGCAUCCUUCUGCGGAAUGCCUGUCGGCGCUGCGGUACAUCUCAGUACCAUGGAUCCUCUUGUGGAGUUCAAGAAAGGCUUCAAUGAUCAGAAGUCAGUUGCUAUAUGGACUAAGAGUGGAAAGAAAAGUUUAACGGUUCCUGUCCAACGUGAUAUUCUGAAAGCUCUGAAAUGCUCUUCAUUCGAGACUUUGUUCGAUUAUGACUUAGCUCCUGAUGCUAUGAACAAGAGAUUGUCAAAGGCUAUCGAUCGUACAGCAUGUUUUGUUGAAACUCUCUUCAAUGAUCAACAUCCUCAACCGGAGGGUGAUGUGAUUCUUUCCCUUGGUGGGGGAUUUAAUGAGUACUAUCGGAGGAAGUGUGCUGUUGAUAUCAGCUUAGUUAAAGACGGAGAUGGGUUCAAUAUCGAUUUGCAUGAUUUCACUGAAGGUCAAGGAGAUUUCAGCAAAGAGGAUUUAACAAAGUUUGUCAAAGAAACUCUCGAUCCUCUACCUCCAACAAAAGUGAGAUUCACUAGUGGCUCUUUCAAUCCUGAAAUGGUAUUGUUCCUUACCAAAUUGGGUGUUGAUCUGUUUGAUUCAUCGUAUGCCAUUAAGUUAGCUGAACAGGCAAAAUCAUUCCGUUUAGCUGAUGACUAUCCCAAUUCAUCACGAUUCUCUGUAGUUGAUUAUAAUGAUGACAAACAUGCUGAUGACUUCACUUCUCCAUUCCCGGAUUGCCCUUGCUACACUUGCAAGAACUAUACGUCUGGUUAUCUACACCAUUUGAAUAACACGAAAGAACUCUUAUGUUCCAUUCUUCUAGUCAUACAUAACUUGACCGAAUACCAACUGAUGUUCAAGAGAAUACGAGACACUAUCUCGAAUAGGUGA
Messenger RNA from Auanema sp. JU1783, 1119 nucleotides. NCBI's taxonomy places the organism in Eukaryota, Metazoa, Nematoda, Chromadorea, Rhabditida, Rhabditidae. The record is from the annotation of a GenBank genome assembly.